AUGCAGUGGAUGUUUAAGGAGAACCACUCCCUGGAACAUAGAUGCGUGGAAUCCGCAAAGAUCAGAGGGAAGUACCCUGACCCUGACCAGGGUUCGGUGAUCAUGGAAAAAGUCUCUAGCUCUCAGAUUGUUGACACUGACACAUGGAAGUACUUGGUCCCAUCCGACAUCACCGUGGCUCAGUUCAUGUGGAUUGUCAGAAAAAGGAUCCAGCUUCCUUCCGAGAAGGCCAUCUUCCUGUUUGUGGACAAGACAGUCCCACAGUCCAGCCUAACAAUGGGACAGCUUCAUGAGAAGGAAAAAGAUGAAGAUGGAUUCUUGUCUGUGGCCUACAGUGGCUUCUGA
Molecule: messenger RNA, 345 nt
Organism: Arvicanthis niloticus (Nile rat)
Lineage: Eukaryota; Metazoa; Chordata; Mammalia; Rodentia; Muridae
Source: RefSeq, a predicted model, not a curated record